AUGUUUAGAAGGAACAAUAUUGCGGCCAGAUUAUUCGAGCGGCAGAUUUGCAGCCCUGCUCCUGGAACUAGUUUCCACUGUGCUAGACGAUUUUACGAGAACAUAGUCCCAAGCCACACGAUUUUUGAUGUCGAGUGCCCCGACAUUCUUUUCCGUAAGUUCAGUGAGGAUGGGCAGUACCUUAUAACCUUCAGCCGGAAUCAUCAGGAUCUCAUUGUUUACCGACCAACUUGGCUCACCUUUUCAUGCAGUGAACAAGAAUGCGAAUAUAAUCAUGACCUCCCUCCUAAAGCCAAUAAAUUCGAGAGUUAUUUCUCCAAAUUGUAUGCUCUUAAUCUUGCUUCUACUGGUGAGCUCAUAUGCAAGGAUUUCUUCCUUUACGCCGAAAAAAAUAAGUUUGGAUUGUUUGCAACUUCGACUGCGCAAAUCCUGGAUGCGCCAGCUGUUGGGGGUGCGAUUCCAGGAGUCCCGUCGAUCGAGAAAAUAACUUUCCACCUCGUGAGAUUGGAGGAUGGAGUUGUACUCGACCAAAGGGUUUUCUGCAAUGAUUAUAUCAGUUUGGCGCAUUCAAUGGGUGCUUACUUGUACGAUGACUUGGUCGCUAUAGUUUCUUUACGCUAUCAAAGAAUACACAUUCUCCAAAUAAGAGAAUCGGGUAACCUUGUUGAUGUGCGGUCCAUUGGGGAAUACUGCCGUGAAGAUGACGAGCUGUUCUUGAAUUCUAGUGCUCAGCGCACGGCAAUCGCAGUCAGGAAUAGGACGGAUAUUGAUGAGGAUGGUUUUCAUAAUCAUCAGCAGCCUAUUUCAGAAGCUCCCUUCUUGGGUGGUUUAAAGCAGCGAUUGCUUUCCUUCAUAUUUCGUGGGAUUUGGAAUGAAGAAAAGGAUCCAGCACUCAGAAUGCAAUACCUGAAGAAAAAGUUUUAUUUCCAUUUCCAGGAUUAUGCUGAUUUGGGUAUAUGGAAGGUGCAAUUCUUAGACCGCCAUCACCUAUUGAUCAAGUUCGGCAGUAUUGACGGUGGAGUGGGGCGAAGUACGGACAAUAAUCCUGCAUUCUUUGCUGUAUACAAUAUGGAGACAACGCAAAUUGUUUCGUUUUAUCAGAGUUCGGCCGAGGAGCUUUAUGCAUUAUUUGAGCUGUUCUGUGACCAUUUCCAUACAUCUUCAAAGAGUUUGUUUUACAUGAAGUUUUUAUCGACUCAUUCGAACAACAUCCAUGCCCUCGAGCAGUUAAGAAGCAAUAAAAACAAGACUACCAGCUUCAUGCAGUUUGUGAAGAAGAUGUUAUCUGUUUUGCCUAUGAAUUGUCAGUCUCAGAGUCCAUCACCGUAUUUCGACCACUCCCUCUUUCGAUAUGAUGAAAAGUUGAUUUCGGCAACUGAUCGGCACAGGCAGUCGACUGAUCACCCCAUCAAAUUUAUUUUGAGAAGGCAUCCAAAGACUCUAAAAUUCAAGAUCCAUCCAGGACCUGAAUCCGGUGGCGUAGACACCCGGGCGAAAAAGAUAUCUUCGUUUCUCUUCCACCCGAUUUUGCCGCUAGCGAUUUCUGUACAACAGACCGUGUAUUUGCAUCCGGCAGUUGUAAAUAUUCAUUUCCGACUAUGA
Molecule: messenger RNA, 1602 nt
Organism: Striga hermonthica
Lineage: Eukaryota; Viridiplantae; Streptophyta; Magnoliopsida; Lamiales; Orobanchaceae
Source: the annotation of a GenBank genome assembly